AUGAAAACUAAUUUGAAAGAAAUUUGGGUCUCUAUCAAACGUCUUCACUCGCUUGGAAUUGUUCAUAACGACAUCAAGCCCGUAGAUAUCAUGUUUGACAAAGACAGUAUUCUGAUCGAUUUGGAUAGCUGUCGGUAUAUCGGGGAGUUUUUACACGAGACUAAAACAAAGAGUACCAAUCACUGGAAUGACCUUCCUGUAGAUAUGUCGCUCGAGAAAAAUGGUCUUGACGCUUUCAAAGAUCUACAAAUCUGGUUGACUGGAUCGGCAGAUGAAGAACUCCUGUUUAAAUGA
Messenger RNA from Penicillium vulpinum, 294 nucleotides. RefSeq lists its product as uncharacterized. Bases 1 to 294 code for a protein of 97 amino acids. Gene Ontology annotation, molecular function: protein kinase activity; ATP binding. NCBI's taxonomy places the organism in Eukaryota, Fungi, Ascomycota, Eurotiomycetes, Eurotiales, Aspergillaceae. The record is from RefSeq and is a predicted model, not a curated record. The transcript has 2 exons. Gene Ontology annotation, biological process: protein phosphorylation.